This is a messenger RNA of Electrophorus electricus (electric eel), 3396 nucleotides long. It is a transcript of the gene cdcp1a, whose product is annotated as CUB domain containing protein 1a. NCBI's taxonomy places the organism in Eukaryota, Metazoa, Chordata, Actinopteri, Gymnotiformes, Gymnotidae. The record is from RefSeq and is a predicted model, not a curated record.
UUUGGCCUCAAUGGCUAGACCCUAGGUUUAAUCCAAUUCGGCUAACCUACACGGAACAGAAAAGUCAUGCGAACUUUGGGUUUAGGUGUUCUGUUGCUUUUUGUAUUUUUUCAACCUCUGGUCUGGAUAACCUCAGGCUCAGGUGGACCUGCACUCACCAUAAACCUUCACAGUAGCACUACCAUCCACAUCAAUAGGAGUGAAACUGCACAGCAAAAGUGUGAAGUUUGCAUCGGAAGCUUCUGCCAGUCCUCAGUGACCCUUCCAAAUGGCUUGGUUUCCGUGGUGUUCAGCUGUUUACAACCAGAAGACAUCUUCAUAGUGGAGAUUAUUAGACAUAUCGUAUGCACCCAUACAUGCAAUGGAGCUAUCACCCCUGAAGAGUACCCUUCUCUUCAGAACUUCAGUCGCACCUUCACUUGGAACGUGAGAGCUCUUGUCCAGGAGACUUUCCGCUUGGACUUCACUACAACUGGCCUACAGCAGAUCCGGCCCACCGAGAGCUGUCAAGACAAACAUGUCUACAGCGUGUCCACUGGCACAACCAGACUUGGGAUAUUUUGCCGCCAUGGCACCAUCAAAGAGAUGCAGGUUCUUAAUGAAGGCACUGUGUCUUUGUGGGUCCCUGGUAACAGACAGUUGGUCACAGCAACCUUUGGAGUUUCACUAGGACAAGAAAUAACAUCACUUGGGAUUAUCAACAUCACCCUGCCAGCAGAGAAUUCUUCCCAGGAAUUCUUCUCCCCAAACUAUCCAGACAGCUUUCCUGAUGAUGAUGUAAUCAUGUGGUCCUUCCACGUCCCUCCCAAGUAUUAUGCAACAGUGCACAUACUUAACCACACUGAGCCCAGAUGUCGGCGAAAGGACGCGCGACUGGAGUAUCAGUUAAAUGGCCGAACAGUGGUGAAAAAAUUGAAUGAGGCCCAGCUAUCUGAGCACCCCGGCCCUUUUAACCUUUCCCUGCAAAACUGCAAAAAAGACACAGGACCCCCCUCCUCCAGUCUAUCACUGCAAUUCAGAGUAUCUGCUACCAGGAGAAGCAGUGAAGUAAGGUGCAACGUAGAUCUGACGAAGGAGGAGGGGCUAUUGAUUCACAUAAAGAAAAAGAAACCUACAUCAGCCUGCAUCCUGAAGCUGAACUCACAUGCACAGGAGACAGUCACCAUUCGUUCAGAGAAGACCUCAUAUUUAUCUUUCAUUGACUGCCUAGAGCAGGACCUGCUGUUAACUAUAAACAAAACCCUAGCAUGUCCACAGCAGACCAAUUGCCUAUUUUCUGGAGUCUCUUUAAAGGUGCCUGCACUAGAGAAAUGUCUUCUGGGAGUCCUGGAGCAGGUCACGUGGCAUCUGUAUGCCUCACAGCAUGGAACAGUGGAGCUGAUGUCACCCAUGGGUGGUUUGCGGCAGUUGCUGCCUGGCCAGACAUGUAAUGGCAGUGCCUUUCUCACUGUGUCUGAGGAUGAGCCCCAGGGCAUCACUGUUGGGCAGUUUUGUCCUCAGGGACCCAUUCAAAAAGUACAGAUCCGUGUGACCAACCUUACAGUGAGUGCUUGCCCCAAUGGCAACGACCUGAGGAAGAUAUCCUAUCCCCUUUUGAAUGUUUCUUUCACCAAAAUGAUAGGAGAAAGCUAUAUUUUCACCGUCUUGCCAAAGAAGGACAUGGCAGUGCUGUUAGCCACUCCAGCAUGGCCGGCAGGAAUGAGGCCACACUCCACUGUCUCCUGGAUUGUCACUUUCUCUUCAAAGGUUCAGGCCCAUGUGGGGUUCUCUAAUAUCAGCAGGCUCACAUGUCAGAACCGGUAUGCUUGCAUUAAAGUGCAGAAGCAAGGCUCAUGGGACCACUUGUACAGUUGGAAAGAGGAUGAGAAGCCUAAGGAUAUUGUGGUCAAAGAAAGUUUCUACCUCAACAUGUCUAACUGCAUGCCAUUAAAAGGGGCCUUCAGCGUGGUGAGCCAAAUCACCUUGCAAACGUCCAAAGAUGUUCUUGUGAAUAUCAUCAUAUCUGUUGUGAUCUUGCUGCUGUUGCUGCUGAUCAUUUCUACUGUGGUGUGUGUCAUCAGGAAAAAGAAGAAACAGAAAGCUUCUAUGGUCUCUGUCUAUAAUCCCAAUGGACAUGUCUUCCUGCCAGGCCUUCAUGGGAUUCCCCAGACAACAGAGGAUGAAGAUUUUCAUAUUUAUCACUGUAUUGAUGACACUCUGGUUUAUGGGCACCUUCUUAAGGAUGGGAUGAAAAUUAAUCAGUUUGAAGAGCCAACUGUGGAUGUCUACCGGGAUUUCAAUAGACCCGUGGAUAGAAGGCUACUAACACAAGAAAGAGAAGUCGAGGUGCCAGAGGUAGGGCUCUAUAGACCUUUCAUUGGCCCCCAAGAUCCCCCAAUAGUUCCUCAUAGCUGCCGACAGCAGGGAGGAAACCUAGCCAGUAAAGAUCACCAGACAGAUGAAAAGAGAAUUAGUGGAGAUAGCUAUGUCCAGGAUCAGAGCCCCCCCACUCCAGACUUGCACAGAGCUCCUAUAGAAGACUCUGAGAAGGAAGAUACUAAAAUAGGAAUGUGACUUGAAGAAGCCAUUAUACAGGAGAGCAUGCCUGUCCCUUUUGCAUGUUUUUUGGCUUACUUGUUAAGUAUGUGGGUUGUUUUAAACUGCUACAUUAAUUGUGCUGUUAUUUGACUGAAUUGCAAAUCUUUGCCAGUGAAACUGUGCCUUGAUAUGUUGUAAACCAAAAAUACCAAAUUGCUAAAAACCAAAAUACUUUGAAAUGCAUUAGGAGGUAUUGUUUGGUUUGAAGUGUCUGUCCCGUCAUCAUUGUGAAGAUGUGUCAUGCUGCUUUUAUAUAAGUUAUUGUGUGUUUUUUUUUUUUGGUAUUUUUUCCCAUAAAUACCCACUAAAAGGUCUUACCUUGGUACUGCAAAUGAGUGAUUUAUUUAUUAGGUUUAUGACCCCAAAAACCUUUGCUUAAAUUGUAGUCAAGUUUAAAAGAGAAAUUCAAUUCUUGACUGGCUUGUCAUCUUAAAUUCACUUAGUAGUUAGAGUAAGCUUGUUCAACAUGGAAGUUAGAAAGCUCUCAGUUGUAUAAGGUUUUUUGAGCAGGGCUGUCCAUAGUCUGAGGGCUGAAAUCCAGCACUUUUGUCAUUUCUGUAAUCGUUAAUUACCAGGUUUACUUUACUGGACUUCAAUCAAGGCAUGGUUAGGUUACCACAUCCAUUGUUUACAUUAUGAAAUUUUGUAGUCAGGUGUAGUUAAAUUAUGAACUCACAUUUAAAAUGCAUGUUUAUUAAAAGACUAAGUUACAUAAAUGAAAAUUAAAUGUCAUGAAGUUUAAGUGUUGCCAGUAUUAAGGCAGAUUAGUCACACAAAUGGCUGGAUGUUCACACACAUUGUAAAAUAUGAAGGAAAGAA